GGCAACACGCCGGCCCCAGCCCGCGGAGCCAGCCCCACGCACACGGGAGGAGGAGGAGGAGGAGAAGCAGCAGCAGCUGCCAUUGUGCCGUGCAGCGGCGCGGGCUAAAAACAGCCCCCCCCCCCCGCGACGGUCCUAAUAAAGCUCGGGCGCUUGAGCAGCAGCUCCGGGCUCUUCGCGCCCUAUAAAAACCCUCCCUACAGAGGGAGCGGGCUCAGCCCGGCCCCAGACGCGGAGCGGCGGCCGCAAGAAAGCGCCUCCGCGCAGCUGGGGGGGGGACCCCCCCCCCAUCACCACCCUACAGUCCCGGCGAGAUGCCCCACGUAGAAGCGGAUCUCAAACUGGACUUUCACGACGUCCUGCUCAGACCUAAGAGAAGCAGCCUCAAAAGCAGAGCCGAGAUACACAGAAAAAGAGCCUUAUUGGUGGAGGGAUUGCAAGCUUCCUCCACAACACCCCUGUCAAUACAGCAUUAUCCCUGGAAAUGUCAUUGUACACCUAGAGUAAUGUGAGAAAGACACACAGCCCCUAUCUGGGCCAUUUCAGAGAUGGAAUAAUCAGUGGAAGUGAGGCUCCCUGGAAGAAGAAAGGUCUUGUGGUUCAGGCACAGAUUUACAGCUUGCCCUGUGGCUUGGUGCUUUUCAGAUGAGCAUUUCCUUUCCUCCUCUUUUCAUGCCCAUUUGAAUGGGCGUUUGGCUUGUAUAUUAGUUUAGAGCAGUGGUUUUCAGACUGUGCUUUGUUAUCUCUUCCUGUUCCCAGCUUCUAAAUUGCAUUAAAAAUAGUACAAAUACAUUAAAUGCUUUGCUAAUAUUAGCUUUCCCAUGUGGGAUGUGGCAGAAAUUGCCAUAUGAAUAUUAUGUGAUUGCAAAUGGGAGGCUGGGUGGGUCUACAUGAUUGUAAAUGGAAUGGGAGUUGAUCCUCAAGGCAGUCUCUCUUUUAAGAUGUAAACUCCUGUUUGGAUUGUAAGCUCUUAGGGGAAAGACCUUUCUUUUCCUCGUUAUGUGUUUGUAGAGCCUAACACAAUAAGGUACUCAGCAGUGACUGAGGCCCCAACCUGCUACUGAAAUAAUAAAUACAGUGGUUCGCAUUGAGGAAAAAGUCUGAUAACUCCUGACUUAGAGCUCCAAAGAGCCUGUAAGCAAACUGUCACAAUCAGGUAUUCUUAUGGUAUCUGUGGUGGUGGGCAUUUUACCUCAUUUCAGCUCUUUGAAGCAUCUCUCAGGUGAAGGCUGAAGAGUGGAAAAUGUAGAGACCAAUGAAGGAGUCUCAGCAGUAUGUGGGGAGAUCGUUCACAGAUUAACCCAAUGUCUUAAUAUUGUAGAUCUCAGGCGCACCUUCAUAUUCCGUAACUCCAAACAAACGUACACAGGGAUCCCCAUUAUGGUGGCAAAUAUGGACACCGUGGGCACAUUUGAAAUGGCAAAGGUGAUGACUAAACAUGCAAUGUUCACUGCUAUUCAGAAGCAUUAUUCUCUGGAAGAAUGGAAACUGUUUGCAGUCAAUCACCCAGAAUGCCUUGAGCAUGUAGCAGUGAGUUCAGGCAGUGGGAAGGACGACUUGGACAGGCUUACAAGUAUUCUGGAGGCCAUUCCUCUUAUCAAGUACAUCUGCCUGGAUGUGGCCAAUGGAUAUUCAGAGCACUUUGUGGAAUGUGUGAAAACUGUCCAUGCCAAGUUUCCAAAUCACACCAUCAUGGCAGGUAAUGUUGUGACAGGAGAGAUGGUGGAGGAACUUAUUCUUUCUGGAGCAGAUAUCAUUAAAGUGGGUAUCGGACCUGGUUCUGUGUGCACCACCCGGAUUAAGACAGGUGUGGGCUACCCUCAGCUGAGUGCUGUGAUCGAAUGUGCAGACUCUGCCCAUGGCUUGAAGGGGCAUAUCAUUUCUGAUGGAGGCUGUAGUUGUCCAGGAGAUGUCGCCAAAGCGUUUGGAGCUGGUGCUGAUUUUGUCAUGCUUGGAGGAAUGUUUGCAGGCCACGAUCAAUGUGCUGGAGAGGUUCUAGAAAAAAAUGGCAAGAAGAUGAAACUGUUCUACGGGAUGAGUUCUGAUACAGCCAUGAAGAAGCAUGUAGGAGGAGUUGCUGAAUACAGGGCUUCGGAGGGCAGAACUGUGGAAGUGCCUUACAGAGGGGACGUGGAAACUACCAUCCUUGAUAUCCUCGGGGGCCUGCGAUCCACCUGCACCUACGUGGGAGCUGCCAAGCUCAAAGAGCUGAGCAGGAGGGCAACAUUUAUCCGGGUCACCCAACAGCACAGCCAGGUGUUUUCUUAACCAAGGACCGGGACCUGUGAAAUGUGUCUGCUGCUUCUCCCCAGUUCCUUUGUGUUUUGUAUUAGAGCUUCAUGGGGGCAAACUCCCCAGGCUGUGGAAGUAGGUGGAUCAGUUGCCACUGGUGACAGGGUUUAGCAGAAGGAUAUGCCCUCAGACAGUGCCAUGUAGGAUUCUUUUGGUUCACAAUGCAAUAGCCUCAUCUUUUAAAGUCACGUCUGUUUGUUUUAAAUCUAGUUUUUUCACCAUUCAUUUUUCUCUCUGACAAAGAAGCCUCCAUUCACAGUGAGUUAGCCUCGCCAGACCCUGGUCGCUGUUACCAAGUUUUAAAACAUCCCCACAACCUCGCUUCAGCAGUAUGGGCUAUAGGAACUGCCGGCUGGGAGGGGAAGGGGUUCAGUAUGUUGAUCUGGGUAACCAAAGAUCAGAGCCAUACUUUUUGACCUUUCAGGGGGCUGGAUGAGCCAAGGUUGCUGCUGCAUUUUCACUGUGAUGUUAAAAAUGCUGGAGCUGUAUCAAUGGUAUUUCAUAUGCCUUUUAAGGCCUUUUUUAUUUAAAUCAAUAUAUUAAUGGACUUACUGCUCCAUAGACACUGUCAUUAUAAUGUAGUGAGUGCUUCCUCCUCCCACCAGAACAUUUAACAGGGUACUGGUUUUUUGUUGGGUACAAUCCUCAGAAGUCCUGUUUUUAUCAUCUCUGAAUAGGUAUUGAAGCUGUAGAGAGACAGCAAUACUCAACACCAGUGGCCUGAUUCUGCAUAGUCAUUUCAGUUGACACAAAGCAACUACAAAUACACACUCACUUUGGCCAGGUGUAGAAAUGAUUACACAUUGAGCAAGGCCUGGGGAAUCCGGCCAAAGGGGUCAGAUCCAUCUCUCUGUUACCCUGGUGCAACACUUUUGAAGUCAUAGCUGUAACUGAGAGCAAAAUAUGGCCUGCAGUAGACCCGCUGAAGACUUCAUUGCAAGAAGCCAGUUGUCUGAUCUUGAGUUAAAGCAGUUGCUGUGAAGGAAAUAAUGAAUAUUUUAGACUCUGGGCAACACUUUAUUAAACUGUAAUGGUAGACUAAUGAAUUGGUAAAUCACAAUGAAAUUUCUUUGGAAGUACACAUUGAAUUCCCAGGAAUAUCACAGUAGUUCAUUAUGAUAAAUGUUAUUAGAGUGAAUACCAAUGAAUUAAUAAUGACUGGCCACUCACUUUAGCCUGUUACUGAGAUUUCAAUAAAAUUGAAACUGAAGUAACUUCAGAGGUUUUUUUUCCCUUCUGUGGAAAAAUAGACUUCCUUUGGAAUGCAAAACUGUGACCAGUGGGAAAAGGAGCGGACAGAAAGCAAAUGGCAUUAUUCUAGCAUUCUUUGUUGUUUAGAAAAGAUAAAGGAGGAUCAGUACAAUGGAACAUGGUAAGUAACAAAUCUAAACCCCCAAAUCAGUCACUGAUGGUGUUAAUCAGAUUAUGCACAAUGGGAAAAGCCUAGAUGAUCCUUUAUCUGAAGGCAGGUGGUUUACAAUAAAAUGUUAAGUAUUCCCCAUUAAACAUUGUGGACCUGAUUCUCAUUUACAAUAAGACUUUGCCCUGGUAUUGUAUGGGGGUGCCUUAAAGAGGGCAUAGGUCACAUGUACACUGAUUCUAAGGCCCAUUUAUACUGCCAGAGUGGUGUAAAGAAACCUAAGUGUAAAUGAGAAUCAGGCUCCCAGACCCUACCAAUUAACUUUUCUUCUGAAGUUGGAAUUUAUAUGUAGUGAACUCCAAAAAGGCAGCCAAAUGGUUUCUUUACUAAAAAUAAAUAAAAAUAUUGUGGGCCAAAUUCUGCUGUCAAUUAAGCUGAUGUAAACCCAGAGUAAUUCCACUGAAAUCUCUGAAGUUACUUGGAAUUUACAUAGGUAUAACUAAGAGUAGACUUUCUCCCCUCUCCCCUCCUUCUGCCCACAUACCCUCCAGCCACAUGCCCACAAGAAAAGUGUAUUUGAAUACAGGUAAAUCAAAACUUCUUCAAGGAACGAGGUUAUACUGAAUAUACACUCAUUUGCAUUCCAUACUUCAGAAGUGUGGCUCUCCCCUAGACACUCCAGGGUUGGGAUGCUAAUUGUUUUUAUAGGGCUUUUGGGGCUACAUUUUAAACAUCUGCACAUUUAAAAGACUAGAUCUUUUAGGUACACAUUGGAACUGCUUCUUUUCUGCAGUGAAAACUCCUUGAUUCUCCACUGCCGAGGCCAUUAUGGAGUCAGUUACACCUGUUUCUUCAGAGGACACCUUCAGUCAGAUGGCUCCUUUCAUGAUGCCCGUUGUACAAAAUACAGCACACACACGUUUGAAAGUGGAACAAAGAGAUUGGCCUGAGGCUAACACAGGACCCAGUCCGGUGAGGUGACAGUGCCCUCAAUGUCUGUAGGACCCAGCUCCUCCUUCCACUCCAAUUGGAGGCCAAUUGCUUGUUGAAUUCAUUGGAAAUUGAGGGUGUGCUACACCUGGCAGGAUUAGGCUCCCAAGCAAUUAACUUGAGCUACCUCAUCUGAUCAUUUUAAAAGGUUCUCCAGUUCCUAGUGUCUUUCCCAGCAGCUUAGCACUGCGCUGCACUUCAUGAACUGCUACUGGGUCAGCCUCCAAAAGAGGCCCCCCCGCCCAAGCUACAUUGCAAGUGUCUUAAGCAGUGACUACCCAUGACACUGGGCCAAAUUCUGACUUGCUUUCCACGCUCUUGUAACACCACUGACUUCAGUGCAUAAGAAGAAAAUUAGAAUUUGGCCCAUUGGCUCUAUCAAGGUGUAGCUAACGGGCCACAGUGCUUUAAAAAUGAAGCUAGUUAAAACCUGAUUAACAGGUUCAGGUACGAUAACACAUUUAAAGCCAAGGCCUACACAAGGCAUAGGAACUUCUGUGUCCCCCAGUCCAUCUGUGAGACAGCAGGGAAGGCUGGGGAGUACUGCUGUCUGUAGCAGUGGUGCCUACACCACAGCACCAAGGGACUGUGGUCUGACAGGUAGUGCUGUGUGGUCAGUGACUGUGCUGGGACCAGGAGUGGGGAUGGUCUGUGGUAAGAAGAGGUACACACUGCUGUCCUCAGCCCACUACCUCAUCCUGCUCAGCAUCCUCAGGGGGGCUCUGGAAAGCACCAUGUGGCUGGCAUACUCCUGGGCCUUCCCCCUCGCCCUGAGUGGGUAAGUGUUGGAUUUUGCCCUUGCUGCUGUCAGGUAUUGUGUGCAGGGGUGGUUCCAGGAAGGAUAAGUUAGGAGGGCUUUGGGGAAGUUUGCUGAGGACGGGGAAAGGCGAGAGCUUUUGCAAGUCUUCCAAGACACAGUAUGACACAAUCACUGGAUACAGGAUUAAUGUUUUAAUCCAUGCGCCCUUGUGGUCUGAAACUCCUGCUGGGCCUAAUUCUCACAUGCACCAAUUUCACAUUGGUCUAAACCCAUUGACUUCAACAGUCUCUCCUAAUUUUCACCAGUGUAAAUGAGAGCUAAAUCAGGCUUCUCUUGCCAAACUGUGAUGGACAUUUAGGCCAAAUCCUGUGCUGCUGGAGUCAAUGGGAAUUUUGCAGCUGACCUCAGAGACACUACAGGAUUUGGCUUUUCUUGGUUAGAGUGGGAAAAUCACAAGGCCUAGGAGUGGCAGUGUGACUGCACUGCUAAAGCCCACCUGCAGCAAGGCACUUGUUUCCCCCUGUCUAGAAGCAAUGUGUUCUUUUUGGGGGUUGGUUAAGAAUUUUGAAUAAGAUUGUGGUACUGCCACCUGCAGCAUGACUUCUAUGCUGGAAGUGCCCUAAAUGCUGUCAGACUUGCCCGCUAGUAAUAAGGGGUCUCCCCCCCCAUCUGCCUUAGACUUAGUUCUUUUUUUAUUCAUUCAGACAUUUAGGCCUGUCCUCUGGAUGUGACUUCACAACAUCAGCUAUUACACCGCUGACAUGGAUAACAUUUCCAAACAUAUGUAAUAAAUAGCCCAAAGCUCCUUUGUGACAAAUAAAGUUUGUGAUCAUUUUGAAGACUACACAUGAAGUCUUUAAAAAAGAGCGAGUUUUAACCAUUUCCAUAACACUGCAUGCACCACAGCUGAGAUGAUUAAGAAUGGGUAUCUUCUUUCCUCAUUUGUAGCCAAAAAACAGUGCACAGAAUGCGUCUGCCAUGACAAACUUGCUCAUAUACAGUGAUCAUAUUGUGCACCCUAGUUAUUCUGUUAUGAAAUAAAUGGCUCCAUUCUGGCGGACUGGAUAGGAUUAUAUGCUGUAUGUGGGAAUGUGCAAACUUCUGUGUAUAGUGAUAAAAACAAACUCCAUAAAAAUAUAUUGCUGAAGCUAAAUCUGAAGAGGGAAAAAUUAAAUGAACAAAUUAUUCAUUCAUAGGAAAAUUGUGUCUCAUUGUUUCUUAAUGCAUAAAGACAGACACAUAUUUGCAAUUGGCACUGUUAUUUUAUUAGUACGAGUAUACUGAAACAAUAAACUUGUACUGGUAUACAGACAGU
Dermochelys coriacea (leatherback sea turtle) is the source of this 6717-nucleotide messenger RNA. RefSeq names its product guanosine monophosphate reductase (gene GMPR). The transcript is spliced from 10 exons. Gene Ontology annotation, cellular component: GMP reductase complex. Gene Ontology annotation, molecular function: GMP reductase activity. Gene Ontology annotation, biological process: nucleotide metabolic process. Bases 1381 to 2268 code for a protein of 295 amino acids. Lineage: Eukaryota; Metazoa; Chordata; Testudines; Dermochelyidae. The record is from RefSeq and is a predicted model, not a curated record.